AUGUUAAUACUUAGCUUCAUCACCACGAUAGCCAAUAAACUAUUGAGGUAUACAAUGGAUGAUCAACCACAACAACCACCGCCACCGCCACCACAAGAGAGAAAAAAGAGAAUAGCCACACAACUAAUUGACAGUCAAGAGCCACAAGAAAUUGAUUUCAAUCAUUUUGGUCUGCAUUAUGGGGAUAAACAAAUUAAGUUCGCCAAUGAGUGUGGAGUCCUCACGCGAUCGAUGAUUUCUAUCAAUUAUCAAACAUGGAAGAAAGUGCCGCAGGGUGAACUUGAGAUGCUGUGGUUAACUAUUAAAAGACGCUGGAAUAUUCAAAAUAACAAACGCAGAGGUGAUGUGCUUAAAAUUUGUAACACUGCAUGGAAAUCCUACAAGAAGAGGCUAAUACGUGAUUUCAUAGCCAAUGGAAGAGAUCCAAUUCCAAUCUACCCAUAUCUAGACCCUGAUACAUGGAAAACCUUCAAAAAAGAGAGAUCUUCAAAGGAAUUUCAGGUAAUUAGUGAGAAAGCGAGAGCAAAUGCGAAGCUUCAAAAAAAUCCAGCACGGUUAGGUCCACAUGGGUAUCGGGGUAGACAAGCUCAAUGGGAACAAGAGAUUGCAUCCGAAGGGUUGUCGGAAGAGUUAGCAUCAGAAUUGUGCAAGAUAAAAAGCCAGCGUUCAAAAGAUUUUGUCAUGGGUAGGCUAUCUAAAAAUGAGUCUGGAUCAUAUUAUGCACCACUCGGCAUGCAAGCAACAGUGACUAAGCUUGCAGAGGUCGAAAGUCAGAUAUCCCGAGGAGAUUGGGUCCCUGAACCUGGAGAAGAUUCGUUGACAGCAGUGUUAGGAAGAGAGCAUCCCGGUCGGACUAGGGCAGUUGGUCACACUGUUGGCUUGAGAAAAGCCAUGCACGGGAUAGAUAAAAAGAAGAGGAAAAUGCACGCCAAAGAAUCUAUGGAUGAGUUGCGCGCCAAGUUGGACGACGUUACAAAACAAGUGUCAGAGUUAAAGGCAGUGAUACAUGACUCAUGGAAGCAAGUCACGGACAAUGUGAGCCUGAAAGUUCAUAAUAGUAGUUCUGACUCGAUGCCAACCUUGGCUACUAUAACGAACCCCACUCAGUGUAAAUUGGUGUUACCAUAUGGAGCACUGGAUCAGAAUUGUGCUACUGGCUUGGUCUUUCCGUAUGGGGAUAGGUUAAUACACUCACUCCCUUUGCGUGAAAAUCACAUGAAAGUGUUAAUAGACCAAAUCAACAAAGACUUUCAAAGUCUUCCUAUUCUUGUAGUGACUGAUGAAGUCAGUAAUCUUCAAAAUGCAGUUGGCCAAAUAAUUCAAUGGCCACGAAAUGCUAUUAUUCUGACUCAGAUUCAAGGAAGAAAGCAACAAAAUUCGACUCCAAGUUUGCCACAAACCAGUGUAGGGGGUUGUACAAGAAAGAACACACUCACUCCAAUGAACAAAUCGAAGCCAAUUGAAUUACUACGUGAGCGAUUGAAGAACAACCCACUAAUUCAUGUUGUAGCUGAUGAUGGCAUUCUAGAAACUGACAAGUUUGAGUUUUGGGUAGCACAUGAUGAAAUUCUUCAAUUGUUGAACAAAAGAACACUUGAUGUUACCAUUCUAACCGUUUGGGAGAUGAAUCUACAUUCCAUUGCAUGUGUGAAGAACAAAUGUUCUUUCCUAAACCCACAUAAGAUUCUUGGGGAAAGUUGCCAAGAAAACCCGGAAGCUGUCAUAAAUUACAUUGUUGAUGUGAUGCGGAUUCAGCAAGGAAAACAAUUUCUCAUUGCUCCAUAUCUGCAAAGUGAGCAUUGGGUCUUGUUCGUGAUUUGCCCUCAUAAUGGCACCGGGUACAUAUUGGAUUCAAUUAGGAGUCAUGUACAAAAGCCUGUGGAUACCUAUUACCUACUGAAGAAAUAUGUUGACACGGCUUUUGCAAGGUAUGGGAAAUACACAUCAAAUCCAAUCAGUUGGACGCUCGCCGAGUGCAAACAACAACCGGGCGAUUGGGAAUGCGGCUAUUAUGUAAUGAAAUGGAUGAUGGAUUUUGUGAUGGUUGAACAACACGGAUUCUUGAGUAGAACUAAGAAUACCAUAUGUGCACAUAAUGUUGUAACCAGGUCGGCCAGGUGGCCACCGGAUGGAGAUAUCGGAGAAGAAACAAGAGUAAUUGGUACACUUGGAUAUUUGGUUCCUGAGUAUGCAGAUGUAUACUCGUUUGGGGUUGUAUUAUCGGAGCAUGCAUGUUACGAGGCACAAAGCAGUGGAUAUUAA
Messenger RNA from Lactuca saligna, 2262 nucleotides. NCBI's taxonomy places the organism in Eukaryota, Viridiplantae, Streptophyta, Magnoliopsida, Asterales, Asteraceae. The record is from the annotation of a GenBank genome assembly.